Molecule: messenger RNA, 951 nt
Organism: Paramecium tetraurelia
Lineage: Eukaryota; Ciliophora; Oligohymenophorea; Peniculida; Parameciidae
Exons: 2
Cellular component (GO): membrane
Molecular function (GO): starch binding
Source: RefSeq, a predicted model, not a curated record
AUGCUUGUUCAAUAUCAGCUCAAAACCACUAAUGCACCCAAAGAUGUGAAUUUAAGUUCAAAUGACCAUUCAUUCCAAUUAAAUAGGGUGAACAAGAACAAGUUUACUUCAUAAUUCAUUAUCCAAAAUAAUGAGAUUGUCACAUACUCUUUGGAUGAUAACACUAGAUUCGAGAGGAAAAUUAGCUUCGAGAAGGACUCUUAUGUAAUUAUUAAUGACAGUUUGGAUAAGAUGCAAGUAACACUUGGCUAAAAGCAAGUCACCUUUGCUUUAAAUAAACAAAUCAAUUGGCCUUAUGUUCCUUGUGUUUUAGGGAGUAUCUAAGAACUUGGGAAUUGGAAUCCUUAGGAUGCUUAGAUUAUGAUUUUAAAUGGAAAUACUUGGUAUCUCACGAUAUCUGUGUCUAAGUCAUUUGAAUACAAAUUUGCCAUCACUAAAAUGUUCAGCAAUGAGAUAACUUGGGAACGAACUCACAAUAGAAAUUAUAACAUUUUAACUGCGCCAUAGUCAGUGGAAUUAAAGGCUGAAUGGGAAAGGAAAACGAACGAGAAGUCACUUGGGAAAGUUCCUAGAUUCGUCCACUUUUCAAUCAAUUAUAAGACCAAUUCCUGUAAUGAUUAUUUGGUUGUUGUGGGUAAUACAGAGUAAUUAGGUAAAUGGAAUCCAAAGCGAGGUCGAUUAAUGAAAAGAUACCUCGAUUACAAUUGGAAAUUGGGUAUGAUAAUUUAGGACGAUCAAUUGGAGUAUAAGUUUGUAGUAGUGAGUGGGGACAACUUUAUUUGGGAGGAUGGUUGUAAUAGAGAAUUGGAGGUGGAAGAAAGAACGUAUUGCGAUAUAAGUUAGGAUUUGAGUAUAUUAUGUAGCUGCAUUUUGGAAUUAUCAAUAAAAUAGCAAAACAAACUGGAGAGAAUACAAUACGGAAUGCCCUGUUUGUAGUUAACAAAUGAAUGA